UUCCCAGAGUGCACCGAGACCACGAAGGCCUCACUACCGGCCGAACGCUGACGCCAUUUAUGUGUCGGGGAACGGCGGUGCGGCCUGUCAUCAUGGCCCUGUUCCCGGCCUUUGCGGGCGUUAGCGAGCCUUCCGAUAGCGGUUCCCGGAAAGAAUUAGACUGGCUGAGCAACCCAAGCUUUUGUGUUGGAACCGUAACAUCUCUGAGCCAACAAACCGAAGAGACCACAGCUCUUGUUUCUGAAGGUUCACCACCGACAAGGAGUCCUCUGAAAUCAGAGCCUUCAGAUGAAAGUGAUGCUAACAAAAAGCUGAAACAAACAAGCAGAAAAAAGAAGAAAGAGAAGAAGAAGAAAAGGAAGCAUCAGCACCACAAGAAAACCAGGGGCAAACACGGGCAGUCAGACAGCAGCGGAUCUGGGCCAGACACCGAUGCCGAAAGGGACGCAUCUUCCAGAAGCAGAGACAGUAAAAAAGAAUCAGAGAGGCUUAAUCAAGAAAAUUCUGCCGCUGCUGAUGUUGGACGUCGCUUUGUUUGGCUUGAGGACAUUCAGCCUCUGACGGGAGAAACCUUCAGGACAGAUAAGAAGCCAGAUCCGGCCAACUGGGAGUAUAAGUCCCUCUACCGGGGAGAUAUAGCAAGGUACAAGAGGAAAGGAGACUCCUGCCUUGGCAUUAACCCUAAGAAGCAGUGCGUAUCCUGGGAGGGGCCUUCUGCAGAAAGGAAGCAUCCACGCAGGCACGUCGAGCGCUAUUUUACGAAGAAGAAUGUGGGGUUGAUGAGUGUGGAUGGAGUUGCCGUCAGCAGUAGACCCGAACCUCUCGCAUCUGAGCCAGUGUCGUUUAUCCCAGUCAAAGGCUCCGACGAUCUGGCGCCGCCUCCCGUUACGACCUGGUUGAACCCUCUGGGGAUUUAUGAUCAGUCCACCACGCAGUGGCUACAGGGACAGGGUCCUGCGGAGCAGGAAUCGAAGCAGCCAGACUCACAGCCAGAUCGAGAGAAUGCGCUUCUCAAGGCCAAGGUGGAGGAGUUUAACAGGAGGGUUCGGGAGAAUCCUCGAGACAUUCAGCUAUGGAUGGCCUUUGUUGCUUUUCAGGACGAGGUCAUGAAAAGUCCUGGCCUGUAUGCCAUCGAGGAAGGAGAGCAGGAAAAGCGAAAGAGGUCCCUGAAGCUCAUUCUGGAGAAGAAGCUGGCCAUUCUGGAGCGGGCCAUUGAAAGCAACCAGAGCAGUGUGGAUCUGAAACUCGCCAAGCUGAAGCUCUGCGCAGAGUUCUGGGAGCCCUCCACGCUGGUCAAAGAGUGGCAGAAACUGAUCUUUUUACAUCCCAAUAAUACAGCCCUUUGGCAGAAAUACCUUUUAUUUUGCCAGAGCCAGUUUAGCACCUUUUCAGUAUCGAAAAUUCACAGUCUCUAUGGAAAAUGCCUGAGUACUUUGUCUGCCGUGAGGGACGGCAGCAUCUUGUCUCACCCUGAGUUGCCCGGCACCGAGGAGGCCAUGUUUGCGCUCUUUCUUCAGCAGAGCCACUUCCUGCGCCAGGCCGGUCACUCUGAGAAGGCCGUCGCCUUGUUCCAGGCCAUGGUCGACUUCACCUUCUUCAAGCCCGACAGCGUGAAAGACCUGCCUACCAAGGGACAGGUAGAAUUCUUUGAGCCCUUUUGGGACAGUGGAGAGCCCCGGGCUGGGGAGAAGGGUGCCCGAGGCUGGAGAGCGUGGAUGCACCAGCAGGAGCGGGGCGGCUGGGUGGUCAUCAGUCCAGAUGAUGAUGACGAUGAACCAGAAGACGAUGACCAGGAAAUAAGAGAUAAGACUCUGCCCCGGUGGCAGAUCUGGCUCGCUGCCGAGCGCUCCCGUGACCGGAGGCACUGGCGGCCGUGGCGCCCUGAAAAGACCAAGAAGCAGACGGAGGAGGACUGCGAGGAUCCCGAGAGACAGGUGUUGUUUGAUGAUAUUGGACAAUCCCUGAUCCGACUUUCCAGCCCAGAGCUUCAGUUCGCGCUGAUCGCGGCCUUUCUGCAGUUCCUGGGCGUGCCUUCCGGCUUCAGCCCUCCAGCCUCCUGCUUCUAUCUGGCCAUGGAUGAGAACAGCAUCUUUGAUAACGGACUUUAUGAUGAGAAGCCACUGACUUCUCUCAGCCUUUCAUUUUCCGGCGUUAGCUAUGUCGGCCGCAUGGACCAAUUGGGCUGCCGGCGCUGGAGCAGGGGUCACGACCGAGAGGGCGAGGAUUUCAUCCGCAACAUCUUCCACCUCGUGAUGCCGCUGUUUUCGGUUAAGGAGCGGUCUCAGCUCUGCUUCUCCUGGUUACAGUACGAGAUUGCAAAGGUCAUUUGGUGUCUGCACACUAAAAACAAGAAGAGAUUAAAGUCACAAGGAAAGAACUGCAAAAAAUUAGCCAAGAAUCUCCUUAAGGAGCCAGAAAACCGCAACAAUUUUUGCCUCUGGAAGCAGUAUGCCCAUCUGGAAUGGUUGCUUGGCAACACAGAAGACGCCAGGAAGGUUUUCGAUACAGCACUUAGCAUGGCGGGGAGCAAGGAGCUGAAGGACUACGAACUCUGUGAGCUCAGUCUGCUCUACGCGGAAUUGGAGGUGGAGCUGUUGCCGGACGUGAGAGGGGCCGCCACAGCCCGAGCCGUUCACAUAUUAACCAGACUGACUGAGAACGGUGUGUAUGGGUCCUACACUGGGCAGGUCUUGGCCGUUCACAUUUUGAAAGCUCGGAAAGCUUACGAACAUGCCCUGCAGGACUGUUUGGGUGACAGCUGUGUCUCCGAUCCAGCUGCCCCUGAUUCCCUUAACCGCCUAAUCAGCUUGGUUAAAUGCUUUAUGCUCUUCCAGUAUUUGACCGUUGGGAUCGAUGCCACUCUGCGGAUAUAUGAACAGGUAUCUGCAAAACUGAAGGGCUCUGUCUCCCCAGAAGGCCCUGGCCCGGAGGACAGUGUCAGCCCCCGGAGUCUGAGCGGCGUUCUCGAGGCCGUCACCCUGAUGCACACAAGCCUGCUCAGGUUCCACAUGAAAGUCAGCGUUUACCCUCUGGCUCCUCUGCGGUUGGUGCUCUCAGAGGCCCUGAAGCUGUAUCCGGGCAACCAGGUGCUAUGGAGGUCGUAUGUCCAGAUUCAGAGCAAAUCCCACAGUGCCAGUAAGACCAGAAGAUUCUUCGAUGCCAUCACCAGGUCUGCGAAGUCCUUGGAGCCUUGGUUGUUUGCAAUUGAAGCUGAGAAAAUGAGGAAGAGACUGGUGGAAACUGUUCAGAGGGUAGAUGGCAGAGAGGUCCAUGCCACGAUUCCUGAGACUGGCUUGACACAUCGGAUCAAAGCCCUGUUCGAAAAUGCAAUGCGGAGUGACAGUGGCAGCCAGUGCCCUUUACUAUGGAGGAUGUAUUUGAAUUUUUUGGUCUCCUUAGGAAAUAAAGAAAGAAGCAAAGGUGUGUUCUACAAAGCACUUCAGAAUUGUCCUUGGGCAAAGGUGUUGUACAUGGACGCCGUAGAGUACUUCCCUGGCGAGAUGCAGGAGAUCCUGGACCUGAUGACUGAGAAGGAGCUCCGAGUGCGCCUGCCAGUGGAGGAGCUGGAGCUUCUGCUCGAGGACUAGACACCAGGAGGGGAUGGGGCCACCCCUCUAGGGCCACGUUGCCUGCUGUGGGAGCCAGGACGAGCAGGAGGAGACGGGUGACACAUGCGUGCGAGUGUUAGACUCCUUUUUAAGUUUCUAGAUAAUUUGUGUCUGGGUUAUCAGUCUCUUACCCUUGCACAUUUUUUUGUUGUGCAAAUGACACAAAAGCUAUCGUUUUACAUAUCAUAUAUGUGAAUCUGUGUAUGUAUGUGCGGAGAUGAGCAUCAGGCCAGGUGAUAACUAAGCCUUUGUGGUUGGUGUGUGUGAGCUGUUCUGCUCUUUCUGGCCAGCGCCGGCCCCGUGGAGAUAUACCUGCUCAGCGGGCACCCUUAGUGGUCCUGCCAAGUCUAGCAUUGCUGAAGAAUUUCUUUGGCACCUCAUCUGGAAAAGCUAGUGUUGUAGAAUAGAAUUUUGGCUAGAAACAGAUGGACACUGGUUGGAACAAGGAGGGAAGGCAACAUAGCUAGAGCACUUUCUAGGGUGGCGUCGUGGAGCACCCGAGGGAGUCGGCCAGGCAAGGGGACGCCUGCUGCCCCACUUGCUGGCUUCAGGACUAAUGUGUUCAGAAAGGAAGGAAGGGCAGAAGCUCUGACACAUUUUUGGACGCUCUUGAGGAGGAUGCGGCAUCCCUGACCUGGGUUUUUUAGGACCAGUUCUCCCCUCCUGCCCCACGAGUGAGAGAACCCGCAGGCAUUCUGGGAGGGAAGGAUGUAUUUUCUUGUGACGCCAGAGCCAUGUGAACUUGGCUCUGUUGCUUGAACAGCAAAGCUCGCUGGCUGUGUGGUUGCGAUCCUGUCUUCCCCAUGAGCAGCUGCUGAACAGUUCUAUCACCAGCACUGGGGGCGUGAUGUGGGGCAACAGGGAGUGACGUCUGCACUCCUGUGAUGGCCCAGAAGCUUCCCUGACACCUGGAUCUACCAAUUAUUGCUGCCCAGCGGCGGGUGUCAAGGUUCCAGAAACAGGAUGAACUGCUUGAGAAAGAGCGCGCUUUAUUGGGAAGAGAGCACUGCAUGACGGUCCCUCUACACAUCAUGCUCAGAAAGGGGCACAGGACACAGGACGUUCUGCUAAUGAAGACCAACAGGAAACGGGUUCCUCUGGGCAGCUUCCUCGGCCCCACCAGCUGUGGUUCGCUAGAGAUAGAGCCCUUCAGGGGUGCCUUCCUGUUUCUUAUAAAGAACAUUUUCUUUAGA
Molecule: messenger RNA, 4801 nt
Organism: Pteropus alecto (black flying fox)
Lineage: Eukaryota; Metazoa; Chordata; Mammalia; Chiroptera; Pteropodidae
Gene: NRDE2
Product: NRDE-2, necessary for RNA interference, domain containing
Exons: 14
Coding region: 60-3587 (1175 amino acids)
Biological process (GO): negative regulation of RNA catabolic process; RNA processing; regulatory ncRNA-mediated post-transcriptional gene silencing
Cellular component (GO): catalytic step 2 spliceosome
Molecular function (GO): protein binding
Source: RefSeq, a predicted model, not a curated record